Molecule: messenger RNA, 1817 nt
Organism: Stegostoma tigrinum
Lineage: Eukaryota; Metazoa; Chordata; Chondrichthyes; Orectolobiformes; Stegostomatidae
Product: peptidyl-prolyl cis-trans isomerase FKBP1A-like
Exons: 5
Coding region: 97-423 (108 amino acids)
Molecular function (GO): peptidyl-prolyl cis-trans isomerase activity
Source: RefSeq, a predicted model, not a curated record
GAUUGCUCCGCGUAGCAGCCCGCGCGCUCCGCCCCUCUGAGUCCUCGGCGUGAGGGAGGAGGAGGCUGAUCGUCAGGCUCGUUGUUGAGCGAAGCCAUGGGAGUGCAAGUGGAGACUAUCACCCCCGGAGAUGGGCAAACCUUCCCCAAGGCUGGGCAGACCUGCGUUGUUCAUUAUACGGGAUCACUGAAGGAUGGAACAAAGUUUGAUUCUUCCCGGGAUCGAUCUAAGCCGUUUAAAUUUAAAAUUGGUCGAAAUGAGGUCAUCAGGGGCUGGGACGAAGGAUUAGCUCAGAUGAGUGUUGGACAGAGAGCAAAACUGACCUGCACUUCUGACUAUGCUUAUGGAGAUUCUGGCCACCCUGGUGUCAUCCCACCCAAUGCUACUUUGAUCUUUGAUGUAGAGCUCUUGAGACUUGAGUGAAAGCAUUGUUUGGUUUGUUUCCUGCUUUUGGCACAUACACAUUAGAGUUUGAAGAUUUUGUCCAUUCAAUGUGCAGGACUUGGUUAUAAUCACACUACAUUUACUUUCUCCAUCUGCAAUCUGCAGUAUGUCAGCAACACAUCUGCUUCUCUCCUGUUUCUUUUGAUCUGUAACUUAAUCUAAUGUUAAUCCUAAACAGUGUUUUACUUUUCAAAUUGUGCUUUGCUUUCUGAUAAUCUUAAAUUGCAUGUGAUAAAGUAUUAAUGUCAAGGUUCCUGUCAAGUCUAAAAGAAAGCUGAUGAUUUAUGACACUACUAAUUUUAUGCUUUAAAAAUUUAAUGUUAAUAGUUUCAAAUUGACUUGGUACAUUAAAACAUCAUAAGCUGAAAAAAAGUGUUAAUGUGGCUAUACAGAUUGCAGUCUUUUAAACUUGCCCAUUUUGAAUAGAAGUUGUGCUAUUGUAGUCUGUUUAUACUGUAUAAAUCCUAAUGCCAAAUAGUGUCAACACAAACUUAUCAUUGGGGAUUAUCCAAAACUCAGUAAAAUUGAUCCAUCUAAGACCCAUCCAACUAAGGUCUAUUUGGGGAGAUAGGAGUGAAAGGGGGAUCAGUUUACCUUUUGUCAAUUCUUGCUUGUGUUUUUAAACAACCAGUGUUUUUCUCUGGUAGCAUACAGGCCCAGUUGCCAAAUUUUAACUUUGCAUGUUGUGUUUAUCAAGACCUUUUCAAAAUAUUUGAUUCUACAUGUAAGUAUCUUGACAGGAUGUGUUCUUAAAUGCCAUUAACUUGGGACAAAAUGGUCAUUGUUCCCCUGAAUGUUUAAAACCUGGUGCUGGGUAGGAAUUGAUGUUGAUUUUCAUCUUUUAUUUUGGAACAGAGGAUGUGUUGAUUAAUACACUUUCAAAAAUCAUCAUUUGCUAAUGGACAAUUUCUCACCUCAUCUGUAGAGCAUCCAGUGAUGUUUUUACUUCAGUUGGGAAUCAAAAGGCAGCAGAAUCAUGGAGGCUGGUAAACUCAGUGGCACUGAAUUAAUGUAGGGACCAUAAAUGUGUAAGUUGCACUGUUAGCACUGGCAGAGGCCCAACCUCAUACCAGUGGAAUGGAUGUACAGUACCUGUUCUAGAGUUAUUGCAGAGUACACAUUAGGCUAGACACUUCUUCCUCUGGAGUUAUCCUUGCCUCAGCCAUUCUUUGAGGAUUAGUUAGUGUGACCUUCUUUGUAACAAGUUAAGUAUGUGCUAGCAACACAUUUGUAAGCAGAAAAUGUUGAUCAUCACUGCUGCCAUCCCAUCUCCAUCAAUUCAGUGUGGCUUAUGAUACUUUUAACUGCCUUUAGCUCUGAUCAGCAAUUCAUUUUGGAAUUCAUUGCUUUUACAAUAAAAUGCUUUCUGCCAA